Messenger RNA from Plasmodium cynomolgi strain B, 450 nucleotides. RefSeq names its product ctr copper transporter domain containing protein. Gene Ontology annotation, biological process: copper ion transmembrane transport; intracellular copper ion homeostasis. The record is from RefSeq and is a predicted model, not a curated record. The transcript has 2 exons. Lineage: Eukaryota; Apicomplexa; Aconoidasida; Haemosporida; Plasmodiidae. Gene Ontology annotation, cellular component: plasma membrane. Bases 1 to 450 code for a protein of 149 amino acids. Gene Ontology annotation, molecular function: copper ion transmembrane transporter activity.
AUGGCCAUGCCGAUGCCCAUGUCAUUUCAGCUUUCCACGCACACGAUUAUUUUGUUUAAAUUCUGGGAAACCAAAACGGAAACGUCCUACUACAUCUCCCUUGUCGUAUGCCUCCUUUUCGGCGUGCUCUCAGUCCUACUGAAGCUGCUCCGACUGCACGUCGAACAGGCCCUGCCGCAAACCAAAGACACAAGCGUAAUCACGAGUGGAAUUCUUUUUAAAAACAAUUUAGCGAGAUCUGUGCUGUCAUUUAUCAUUUAUUCAUGGGACUACUUAUUAAUGCUAAUCGUUAUGACUUUCAAUGUGGGCUUAUUUGUCGCCGUUGUGCUGGGCCUAUCGAUUGGUUUCUUUUUAUUUGGACAUAAGUUUGUCACGUGUGGGAAAAGUUCCACCGAUGGGUUGGACGUCCACAAGGAAUUUCAUGGAGACCCCGCCUGUUGCGGGUGUUGA